Oldenlandia corymbosa var. corymbosa is the source of this 2427-nucleotide messenger RNA. Lineage: Eukaryota; Viridiplantae; Streptophyta; Magnoliopsida; Gentianales; Rubiaceae. The record is from the annotation of a GenBank genome assembly.
CUGUUCUUGAACAAAAUGAAGACAAAAACGAUGUGAAUGAAAUAGUGUAGAUUGACAUUGACCCCUUCUCUUUCCUUUUCAAUUUUGUUACGCACGUUGAUUAAUAAUCAUUCCCAGCCCCGUCCCGUAAAUUUCCGUUGUUGUUCGAAAAAGAUCGGAUCUUUACACGUUGAUUACAGCAUAAUAUCUCUUACAAAGUAAGCAAGCGUUCCAGAUGUACUCCAUUAAUCAAAUAUGACACGAUGUUCUUAACAAUUAUAUUAAAUUAGGUUUAUCGUUUGUUUUCUUCCACAUAAAUUUAUUCUGGUUACAAAGUCAAAAUCUCAUGUACUAAUGGAAACUUCCUCUCGGAAUUGGAGUUCAGUUGACCAGCAGCUGAUAGUCGUUUGUAUCGGGGCCCGUUCACAUCAAUCCUUCUCCAUUCCUGGUCCUUCUUGUCGGCUUUUUUAGUACCAUAUGACUAGUUUAACUGAUGAAUGGGGUAAUAAAUAAGGUUUCCACUUAACUAAUUUACUUUGUCUGUAGUUGGGAUUCGAACGCUUCAUUUUCCUUCAAAAAAAAAAAUGGAGAGGAAACUGUCGGAGGCAGCAAUUCAAGGAGAUGUGGAAUCACUGCAUCAAAUCAUGAAAGAAGAUCCAUUGAUUCUGGACAAGAUCAUCGUUUCAUGCGUCUCUGAAACUCCUCUCCACACAGCCUCCAUCUUAGGUCACUUGAAUUUCGUCAAGAAGCUUCUGAGUCUCAAACCCGAGUUAGCAUCCGAGUUGGAUUCCUCUUCCUGCUCGCCUCUUCACUUGGCAGCAGCAAAAGGGCACGUUGGAGUCGUCGAAGAGCUUCUCCGAGCAGAUUCCGAGGUGGGUUCUGUGAGGAAUUUGGAGGGAAGGACUGCUCUUCAUGUGGCAGUGAUCAAAGGUAGAGUUAAGGUGGUGGAUGAGUUGGUACGAGGUAAACCCGAGUUAACUCGGGUGUUGACUGACCGUGGGGAAACGGUGUUUCACCUUUGUGUGAAGUAUAACAGGCUGGAGGUGUUGAAGUUGUUGACUGAGUCAGUUCAGAAACAGAGGGAACUGGUCAAUUGGAGGGAUUCUGAUGGAAAUACAAUCUUGCACAUAGCUGUGAUAAAGAAGCAAUUGGAGAUGAUAAAUCAUUUGCUCACUAUCUAUGAAUUGGAAGUGAAUGCACUAAACAAGUAUAGCAUCACAGCUUUAGAUAUUCUAACUCAAAGCCCAAGAGACUUGAGAGAUUUGGAUAUUGAAAAUGCAUUGAGAAAGGCAGGAGGUUUAGGUGCUAAGGACUUGCAUUUAAUCACAGAGGACAAAAUGCAAAGUAACAUUCUUCCUCAUACAACAACAACAAGAAGACUGUCCUCAAAGCCAAAUACUAGCCUAAAGAAUCCAGUUGUGAAACACAAGCACACAGAUUGGCUGGGGAGGAAGCGAAGCGCAUUGAUGGUGGUGGCAUCUUUGCUCGCGACCGUGGCGUUCCAAGCCGGCCUAACUCCACCGGGCGGCGUUUGGCAAGACGAUUUCGUGACGGAUGCAAACGGAAACUCUGUUCUCGAGUCUCACAUUGCGGGAACCUCGGUGAUGGCCUAUAAGGCGCCGCGAGAAUACGGGUUGUUCAUGAUUUUUAACACCAUUGCUUUCCUUACUUCUCUGAGCAUAAUCCUACUCCUGGUCAGCGGUUUACCGCUCAGGAGAAGGCGGUGGAUGUGGCUCCAGAUGGUGACGGUCUGGAUUGCGAUCACGUUUCAGGUGUGCACUUAUUUCAUCACUCUUCGGCAUAUGUCACCGGACUCGGGGAAUGUUCAGAACACUUUAAGGAAAGUUACUGAGAUAUCUGUGUUGACAUGGCUGUCACUUAUGGGAGUUGUUUUCAUUGGAAAUGUGGUACGGAUGAACUUGUGGAUUCUCAGAAAGUAUGGCUAUAUUAAAGAAAAGGAAAGAGUUGCUACAGCUGAAGAAGAUGAUGAUGAUGAGAUGUGACUUUACUCUGUAUUUAACAAACUGUUCGGCUAUAUAUGGAUUUGUAUACUUAGGUUAACACUAGUUACACUUCCUCUAUUCUUUCUUAAGUUUAAUGCACUCAGUUUUCUCAUGCUCCGGUGUUUUGAUUAUGAAACCUUUGUUAAAUUUUUAGUUGUCCGAUAACGGAACUAAAGAUAGAAAGUGGGGAAAAAAGCUCAAACUUGAGAGUAGCUUUUUUUUUUGAGUCAGCUCUCUCUCUUUGUAGCCCAUAUCUAACACUGAAUUGUUCAAACUUCAAACUACAAAAGUUGAAAUGAAGUGAACCCAUGACCAAAUUUCAGAUAUGUAGAGCUAACUAAUCAGUCUUAUUCUAAAUUUUGAUUCGUGGAAGUCAAUCUGACCCAAGGUGUAGCUUUAUAUAUAGUGUGAGAAUUUGAGGGUUUUUUUUUUUUGGACAUAUGAU